AUGUCAAGGGGGGGCUCCGCGGUUACCUACGGCCGAGGCGGCGCAGGCAACGUCACCACCAGGAACGACCAAUCCCCUAGAUUUGAGCCCGAAAGCACGCCUACCUUGAAAUCCAAGAAGUACACCACUGGUCGGGGCGGUGCGGGCAACAUGGCCAAAAAUGACUUUGACCACCCGGAAGAAGCGCGGCGCGCCCAAGACGUUGACGUUCCAGGGAUCACCCUUCCUGAGGGAUCUUUCCACACUGGUAGAGGCGGAAUGGCCAACACGUAUAAGCCGACGGACGAGGAGCUCCAGGCAGCCAAAAGUCACAACGAGAAGGUGCGCAGGGAGUCUUUCCAUCGUGGAGGGUCUCAAGACCGAGGCACGAUCCGAGCACUAGCGGACAAGGCGAAAGAAGCGGUUACUGGAAAACAGGGCGGCGAUAAGUGA
Exophiala dermatitidis NIH/UT8656 is the source of this 432-nucleotide messenger RNA. RefSeq lists its product as uncharacterized. NCBI's taxonomy places the organism in Eukaryota, Fungi, Ascomycota, Eurotiomycetes, Chaetothyriales, Herpotrichiellaceae. Bases 1 to 432 code for a protein of 143 amino acids. The record is from RefSeq and is a predicted model, not a curated record. The transcript is spliced from 3 exons.